This is a messenger RNA of Asparagus officinalis (garden asparagus), 2861 nucleotides long. RefSeq names its product putative disease resistance RPP13-like protein 1. NCBI's taxonomy places the organism in Eukaryota, Viridiplantae, Streptophyta, Magnoliopsida, Asparagales, Asparagaceae. Gene Ontology annotation, molecular function: ADP binding. Gene Ontology annotation, biological process: defense response to other organism. The record is from RefSeq and is a predicted model, not a curated record.
CAGCUUUUAUUCAUUCUGUUGUAACAAUUUGUCAAACACUUUGUGGUCCCGUAGACCUUAUGUUCCUCCCACUUGUAGCAAAGCGAGUGGACAUAUUCUCACCCGAUCUUGUACCUCAAUAAUUGAGAGAGGGAGAAUAGAAAAUGAUAAAAACCUGUAUAAUGGAGUGCAUUCAUUCAUUUCUCUAAGUACCCAACCCUCAUUAAACAAAAGUAAGCUAGAAAUUUGGCCGUGAACUCUCUGAAAUCUCCAAUACCUGCUUCUUAAUUUCUUGAGGAGAUAGCCAUGGUGCUGGAUGCUUUAGCUGGAACCAUAGUCAGCAACGUGGCUGAUGUACCUUAAGGAGAAGGUGGUAACUGUCCUGGGCGUGAAAGAUGAGCUCAAGAGGCUGCAGCGGAUGAUGGAGAGGAUCAAGCAUGUGCUUCUUGAUGCUGAGAGAAAGCGCAUCCAUUCGGAGUCCGUUGCAGGGUGGGUGAGGGAGCUCAAAGAUGUCAUGUCCGAUGCCGAUGACGUAAUUGACCUAUGCAGGCACGAGGGUGGGAAAUCGCUUGAAGGCCAGACGUCUACAUCAUCUGAUUCAUCAACGAUAUGUUGCAGCAACCCUCGCUUAUUCUCUUGCUUCACUAGCAUCCGUCUCCGCCAUGAGAUUGGUGACAUGAUCAAGAAACUAAAUGAGAGAUUGGACGAGAUAUCUAGAGAUAUGUCUGGCCUUAACUUAGUGAGGAGUGAACCAGAUACUCGAGUCACACAGUUGAUCCUCGAUCGUCAGACCUCGUCUAUCAUAGAUACGUCUGAUAUCGUGGGGAGGGGCGUUGAACGUGCUACAAACGAUCUGGUAGAGAGUAUAGUUAAAAAAGACGAAAGAAAACUUCAAGUCUUUGUUGUUACCGGAAUGGGCAGAAUAGGGAAGACUACUCUGGCUAAAAAUAUCUUCAAUCACCCAAUAGUAGAGUCUGAGUUCUCAACAAAGAUAUGGGUCUACAUAUCACAAAAUUACUCAGAGACCUCUUUGCUCAAGGAGAUAAUAAGCGGAGCAGGAGGAGUUCAUGGUGAUUUGCAAACUAAAGCAGAACUCGAACCUCUUCUGAAGGGCGCGGUUUCGGGAAAGACUUUCGUUUUGGUGCUAGAUGAUGUGUGGCGAGCAGAUGUCUGGGGUGGUUUACUACUUAAUCCACUACAGAGCGGAGCUGUUGCUUGGCAGAUGGGGGAGGUGCACAUCCAUCCCAUGGAACAAUUGCCGCCAGAAUCUGGCUUGGGAAAUGCUCUGCAAGAGCUUAUAUGUCACCGGAGAGGAGGAGGAAAUGCAGGGUCUGAGAGAUGGAGGGGCUUAAUUGUUGGAAAAUGUGAUGGCCUCCCUCCGACAAUUAAGAGCAUCGCCGGUGUUUUAACAACAAAAGGGAGAAAUUCGAGGGAAUGGGAAAAAGUUCUGAGAAAGGAUCUAUGGGCAAGCUACCUAAAGAUUCUGAGAAAAUGUUUUCUUUAUUGCUCUUUAUUACCUGAGGGUUUUCGAUUUCCUCGUGCUGGGCUCGUGCGACACUGUGCAGCUGAAGUAUUUGCAGAAACGCAAAGGAUUCUUUCUGAACUAGCCGGGGAGUGUUUCGAAGAGCUAGUUAGAAGGCAUCUUAGUAUCUAUGAAGAAGUGCGAGGUUAUUAUAAAAUGCACGAUCUCUUGCGGUCACUUGCUCGGUUUCUGUCACAGGAUGAAAGCUUUUGUGGAGAAGCACAGGAAUUAACUACAGUGUCCGCCACGACGAAACUUCUACGUCCGACACUUACGGACGGAGGAGGAGGUCCGCAGAAUGGGAGGAUCCACCAGCUGCUGAGUACAGCGAAGGAGAGGUCCGCAGAAUUCAGGAUGUGUUUGAGGAGCUGGCCCCACCGCCAUGCCUGGAAAAGUUACACCCUCAGCUGCUCUAAAGGGUUCAAAUCUUCCAAGCUGCAGCCUUGUCCCCCUCCUCCCACAACAAAGCCGUUGAAGUGGUUUAACCGCUCUAAUCUUCCCACUCCGGAUGGUACAAAGGACAGUUCAGUCAUCUUGACUUUAAUAAUUUUUAAAUUGCACAACCGAGUAAUGCCUUUGGGAAGACUGUGGAGUGAUGAACACAAAAUGAGAUUUAGAACCAGGAGAUUCAUAAGGUUCCUUAUUGACUCCGGCAAGCUGGAUAUAUUUGUGGAGCUAAGGUUCCUUAUGAAUCUUCUGGUUCUAAAUCUCAUUUUGUGUUCGUCACUCCACAGUCUUCCCAAAGACAUUACUCGGCUGUGCAAUUUAAGAAUUAUUGAAGUCAAGAUGACUGAAUUGUCCUUUGUACCAUCCGGAGUGGGAAGAUUAGAGCGGUAACACUUCAACGGCUUUGUUGUGGGAGGAGGGGGACAAGGCUGCAGCUUGGAAGAUUUGAACCCUUUAGAGCAGCUGAGGGUGCUGGAAAUAUAUAACUUAAAGGAGACAGUGGUAGCACAGAAGGGAUGGCAUGUGCUUGGGAAUAAACGUCAUCCCAAGGAAUUAAAAUUGGCCUGCACUAAAAAAGAAUGGGAGGAUCCACCAGCUGCUGGGUACAGCGAAGGAGAGGUCCGCAGAAUUCAGGAUGUGUUUGAGGAGCUAGCCCCACCGCCAUGCCUGGAAAAGUUAGAUAUCGUGGGAUACUUUGGUCGUCAGCUUCCAAGUUGGAUGAUGUAGCCACCAUCGUUGGGUUCUCUCCACCUUCCCCAUCUCACGAGUUUGUACCUUUAUAGAUGCGGAAACGCCGUGUGGCUUCCUCCUCUUGGCUUGUUGCUUGAAUUGAGAUAUCUCGCUAUUUUGUUUGCCGAAGCGGUUGUACCCCUUGGCUCAGAGGUUUUUGGGAGCGGCUCUACACCGGUGUUCU